AUGGUUGGAUUUUUAAAAGUCAAAGGAACAAAGAUUGUCGAUGGGAAUGAUAAACCAGUGGUUUUGACCGGUGCUGCUACCGGGGGGCAUUUAAAUAUGGAAAACUUCAUCACUGGUUAUCCUGGACAUGAAACAGAACAUAAAAGAGUUAUAGAAAAGAAAAUUGGUAAAGAGAAAUUUGAUUAUUUUUUCGAUAAAUUCUACGACUAUUUUUGGACAGAAGAAGAUGCUAAAUUUUAUAAGUCAUUAGGUUUCAAUUGUUUAAGAAUUCCGUUCAAUUAUCGUCAUUUCUUGAACGAUGAAGGCGAUUUGUUCACAAUUGAUCCAAAAGGCUUCGAAAGAUUGGAUAAGUUGGUUGACACAUGUGCAAAGAAUGGUAUUUAUACAAUCUUAGAUUUACAUACUGUUCCUGGAGGUCAAUGCCAACAGUGGUUCAAUGAUAAUCCCACUCACUUUUCUUUCUUCUGGGAUUUCAAGAUCUUUCAAGAUUCAAUAGUCAAUUUAUGGGGUAAGAUAGCAGAAUACUAUAAGGAUAAUGAAUGGGUUGCAGGAUACAAUCCCUUGAAUGAACCAGGUGUAAGUGACCAUUCUAAAUUAGUCACUUUUUAUAACAGAAUUGAAAAAACUAUCAGAUCAGUUGACCCUCAUCAUAUCCUUUAUUUGGAUGGUAAUACUUAUGCUAUGGAUUUCCGUGAAUUCCCCGAAGAACCAUAUCCUAAUUCAGUAUAUGCCAUUCAUGAUUAUUCUAUUUAUGGAUUUCCAAGAGGUUUUGUCUCUUCCGCUGGUGGAUCAGAAAUUUACUCAGGAACAGCAGAACAAAAGGGUAAAUUGAAAGCUCAAUAUGAAAGAAAAAUUCAAUACAUGAAAGACCAUAAUAUUCCUGUUUGGAAUGGAGAAUUUGGCCCUGUUUAUGCUAGUGAAUUUAGAGGUGAUACUGAGCAUGAAAAAAUCAAUCAAGUCAGGUACGAAGUUUUGAAAGAUCAAUUGGAGGUCUAUAAAACAGGAGAUCCCAGUGGAGACAAGACACCAAUUAGUUGGUCCAUUUGGUUAUAUAAAGAUAUUGGCUUACAGGGAUUAACCUAUGUUUCAACUGAAUCCAAAUGGUAUGAAGUAUUUGGCAAAUGGUUGAAGAAAAAGAAAGAUUUGGGAUUAGACGCUUGGGGAUGUGAUAUUAAGCCUGAGUAUCAGAAACUUUAUGACAGAUUAGCCCAACAUUUCAGAGAAAAUAUUCCCGAAAAGCAUCAUGAUGCUUUAUAUCCUCCUAUUAUGAAUAUUGACUCUUACAUUCAAAGAGUUUGUAGGGAAAUGUUAUUUUCUCAAUAUUGUCAACAUGAAUAUGCUGACUUAUUCGUUGGUUUGAGCUUCGAAGAGUUAGAUGAGUUAGCAGCCUCUUUCAAGUUAGAAAACUGUGUCCAAAGACAUGAGUUGAAUGAAAUCUUGAGAAAUUAUUAA
This is a messenger RNA of Yamadazyma jaroonii, 1452 nucleotides long. The record is from the annotation of a GenBank genome assembly. NCBI's taxonomy places the organism in Eukaryota, Fungi, Ascomycota, Pichiomycetes, Serinales, Debaryomycetaceae.